Molecule: messenger RNA, 1794 nt
Organism: Eucalyptus grandis
Lineage: Eukaryota; Viridiplantae; Streptophyta; Magnoliopsida; Myrtales; Myrtaceae
Product: wall-associated receptor kinase 3
Exons: 5
Coding region: 94-1794 (566 amino acids)
Biological process (GO): protein phosphorylation
Cellular component (GO): membrane
Molecular function (GO): protein serine/threonine kinase activity; polysaccharide binding; protein tyrosine kinase activity
Source: RefSeq, a predicted model, not a curated record
ACGGCUUCCACUCUAUAAACGCGGACAGAAGCACAAAGGUCCCAAAACGGACAAAAAUUACGUGAGAGAGAGUUUAAGAGAGUUUUUUUCGAAAUGAAGAUAGGGCAUUGGCUUCUAACGGUGGCUGUGGCCUGGUGGUUUCAACAAGGCAGCGCCGCGUUGCCCAGAAAGUGCACACACCAGUGUGGGGACGUGACCGUACCUUUUCCAUUCGGGCUCGAACCCAAUUGUUCGAGGUCCACAGAUUUUUUGCUCGAUUGCACCAACAUCGGAGGGAGCGGUUUUCGACUAAUGUUGGGGAAUCUUACGAUACUCAAAAUCUCGGUCGGGGACUCGACCAUGGUCGUCAGCCUCCCCGAAGCAUACCAGUGCUACGAUCAGAAUGGCAUCCUGGAAAACAGAAGCAUGGCCAUCAAUCUACCUCCAAAUCCUCGGUACAGAUUCUCAGAAACCCAGAACAAGCUCAUCGUCGUCGGCUGCAACGCCCUUGCGGUCGUGGACGAAGAAAGCAGUAGAGGUUGCGCCUCCUACUGCUCCAGCAAUGUCGACUUCGCCAAGGAGACCACUUGCUCCGGUCAAGGUUGCUGUCAAGCAUCCAUCCCAGGGGGGCUCGGGACUUUCAACAUUAGCCUCUCCUCCAUCGACCUAAACGUGUCGAAACACGACCACUGUGCACGGGCCUUCAUGGUGGACAACAGGCCAUUCAAUAUCUCAAACUUGACUCUCCCGACGUUCCAGGAUGUGGGUAACAACACCAACACGAGCCUUGUUCUGGACUGGAUGGUCGAAUCGGACGACGUUUGCGAAAAGGCCAGGUCAAACCUGUCGAGCUAUGCCUGUGGUAAAAACACGGAUUGUAGAAACUUCGGGAAUGGACCGGGUUAUCGUUGCGUUUGCAGGGAUGGGUACAAUGGGAACCCCUAUAAUCUCUCCAAAGGGUGUAAAGCCAUUUGCUCAUUUGGAAAGACGUACAAAGGAAAGAAGAACAAUAAAGACCGUUGCCCAAUUGCUCCUGGCGUCAUAGCUGGUGCAGCAAUUGCUGUGUCCGUCUUCGGCAUAAUCACUUGGUUACGUCUCGGUCACGUUGAGGUUGAGACUCAAAGAUCAACUUUAGACGAAAUGGAGGAGAGCUCUUGCAACAACGCAAAGUCCAAAUCUUCACGGAGGAAGAGCUGUUCCGUUUAUGGAGGGACAAUAGCAGGGGACAUCGUGGUUGUGGUCAAGAAGCCUCAAGAUGAGCACAAGUCUAUAAUAAGGCAGGAUUUCCAAGAUGAACUUGAAUUUCUGAUGGAAAAGAGCCACAAAAAUAUGGUGAAGCUCAAAGGCAUAUGUUUGGAGACUGAAAUACCAUUGCUGGUUUAUGAAUACAUUCCAAAUGGCACCCUCUUCAAACUCAUCCAACAGAACGAGUUGACAUGGGAACAACGCUUCAAAAUAGCUGCUGAAGCUGCUCUUGCACUCAAUCAUAUGCACUCCAAAGACACAACCCCCAAUCUUUCAUGGCAAUAUCAAGGUGACACACUCUCCGAUGUCAUAAACUUUGAGAGUGCUAGUGAAGGUGAAAUGGAGAAAAUACAAACCAUAGCUAAGAUUGCAGUGGGUUGCUUGGACCAAUACGGUGCGAACAGGCUAGCAAUGAGCGAUGUGGUUGAGCAACUCGCCAAUGUCUACCUGAUCUCGACAGAUAAAGCAGAGGAUGAAGAGAAAGAAGAGGAUGAAGAGACCAAACGAGAAGUGCAUGCAGAAGAACUCUCGAGCUGUCUUUCCUGUCUAGGAAUGGAUUCCUGCAUCUGA